Messenger RNA from Gavia stellata (red-throated loon), 3378 nucleotides. It is a transcript of the gene PAQR3, whose product is annotated as progestin and adipoQ receptor family member 3. The transcript is spliced from 7 exons. Gene Ontology annotation, cellular component: membrane. The record is from RefSeq and is a predicted model, not a curated record. Bases 3 to 938 code for a protein of 311 amino acids. Lineage: Eukaryota; Metazoa; Chordata; Aves; Gaviiformes; Gaviidae. Gene Ontology annotation, molecular function: signaling receptor activity.
GGAUGCACCAGAAGCUGCUGCGGAGCGCGCACUACAUCGAGCUGGGGAGCUACCAGUACUGGCCCGUGCUGGUGCCCCGCGGCAUCCGCCUCUACACCUACGAGCAGAUCCCCGUCUUCCUGAAGGACAACCCCUACAUCACCGACGGCUACCGGGCCUACCUGCCCUCCCGCCUCUGCCUCAAGAGCCUCUUCAUCCUCUCCAACGAGACCGUCAACAUCUGGAGCCACCUGCUCGGCUUCCUCCUCUUCUUCGCGCUGGGCAUCUACGACCUGACGGCCGUCCUGCCGGCCGCCGGCGCCUCCCGGGAGGACUUCGUCAUCUGCUCCGUCUGCCUCUUCUGCUUCCAGGUCUGUAUGCUUUGCUCAGUAGGAUAUCAUCUUUUCUGUUGUCACCGCUCAGAGAAGACCAGCCGACGAUGGAUGGCAUUAGAUUAUGCAGGAAUUUCCAUUGGUAUCCUGGGCUGCUAUGUGUCAGGCGUGUUUUAUGCAUUUUAUUGUAACAACUACUGGCGUCAGGUAUAUUUAAUCACUGUGCUGGCAAUGAUCUUGGCAGUAUUUUUUGCUCAGAUUCAUCCCAGUUACCUCACGCAACAGUGGCACAGACUGCGCUCCAUCAUCUUUUGCUCAGUGUCUGGAUACGGAAUUAUUCCCACCAUCCACUGGGUUUGGCUCAACGGCGGCAUUGGUGCAUCUAUCGUACAGGAGUUUGCUCCGCGUGUAGUUGUCAUGUACUUCAUCGCUGCUGUAGCUUUUCUCUUCUAUAUUUCCAAAGUUCCAGAAAGAUACUUCCCAGGACAGCUGAACUACCUCGGCUCGAGUCACCAAGUAUGGCAUAUCCUUGCCGUGGUGAUGCUGUAUUGGUGGCAUCAAUCCACAGUGUACAUCAUGCAAUAUCGACACAGCAAGCCCUGUCCUGAGUAUAGCACAGACUUGUGAGUGAAGAGGCACUGCGAUGAAAUUUCUGACUUUGAGGGUCUGGACCUUACCUAAUGACCUGAGCUGUGAAGUUAAGCACUGAGGCAGUUCUUUUUCUGACUUCGGGACUGUUACUCACUUGCUGGGACAGUAUAUUAUUAGUAGUUUUGGAGAAACCAACUGCAUUACCCAGGAUCUGACAUUCAUUUCCUGUUCUGCAAUCAAGUACAAAACAGGUCUUCCUGGAGUGGGACCACGGAAAGGUGGGCUGCAAAACUCAGCAUUCGGAUCACAGCAGUAUUUUUUUUGCUGGGUAAACACGAACCACAGAAGUAAUUACCCUUGCUGAGCUAACAGGCCACAUACCAGGUUUUCAGGUUUUGUUCGAGUGCGUAAUUAAGAAACUGCUCCUGACAGCGCACUUUGAAAACCACGGUAACUGUGGGACCUGGUCUUGGGUCUAAAUCACAGCGGUAUGGUGUGUUGUGUCCUUCAGAGUCUUCGCCGGAGUGAUAUGCUUAUGCUUCAGCAUCGGUAUGGUAACGUAUAAAAUUGAAUUCAGUGGACUGUUGUACAUUUCUGGACAAGCUCGGUUCCUUUUUCUGGAAUAUAAGAUCACGUCAUCCAACAUAGCUAUAUCUUCAUUUCAUAUCUUAAAAAUUGCCUUCCCCAAUAUGGAUAGUGCCAUUACUUCAAGAAAUUUCUCUAGAUCCCCUCAGUAAUUUGGAAUUAGUAUUCUAAAAUAUUUCAGGAGUUAAGGCUAAGCUUGGGUGUUCAUAUUUGUUACUAUCUUGCAAUCAGUAGAGUUGCUAAGAAUUUUUUUAAGUUAUAUUUGUUUAAAAGGAUGAAAUAACACACCCUGAGUAGUGAACCUGCUGUGGAUUCAAAUCACUGAACUUUGGCCUUUUAAUGCGUGCUGUGUUAUACUGUACUUGCAGACUUUGUUACUGAAAGUGACUUAUCGCCAUGAACUUGCCGCAGUGAAAACAUUGCCUUGGGCUUUAGAAUCUGUUUGAAACCAUCUCCUAUAAACUCAACGCUGGGGAGACAUGAAAUGCACAGGUUAUGAGAUAGCUGUAGCUCAGCAUGAUCAGCCUCAGUGGGUGCCAGUUUUUCAAACAGGAUUGGAAAUAUGUGGAUUUUUGGGUUAAAGUCAACUUUAAGUGGCUUCUGUAUAGCAGCUGUGCUUGCGUUUACAGUUCAGUUGAGCCGUGGUAGCGAAUGCUCCUGCUUCGCACAGUCAAGUGUUAGUCAGCGUUAGUCAUUUGGAGAUUCCUCCGCUUGCCUCAAGCUGCUGUUCGAACUUAAUCCCAAGUGGUUGAAGUUCGGGACUAAAGCUGUUGAAGGAGGCGAUUGCAUCGGCAAUCGGCAUGGCUAGUGUUAGAAAGCAGGAGAUACCCUGUUUCUGCUUUGACUACAUGCAGAAACAUUGUUUUCCGGGAUGAUAAGCUGUCCUAGCUGACCUUCCUACAACGCCCCUUGUUACCUGCAGCCUGGCCUUUGAUAGUGUCCCAGCACCUUCUUUGCUAUGUUGUGAUUGUCUGACGACAGCCAGCUUAGUACGCAGCGAGAGGGGCCUUGUAAGAUUUCCAAGCAGUGGUCUUACACCUGCGGCCCAGGAGGCAGCGGCGCUGCCAAGAGUAGUGGGUAGGAAAGCCUUCAGCAACCGUGCCAAAAGCCCUUAAUGACCUGUCGGCCCUGUCAGCGCUCUGCCAUUGCCCCUUUCCUCUUGGGGAGGGUUUUCCCUUGAUCUGAUUUAGCUUACUCAGCGGGGGGGAGAGGCUGGCUUCUUGCAGGGCCCUCCUCAGCUCCCCCCCCGCCCCGAGCUAAACAAGCCCCGCUUCCUCAGCCUUUCUUAGCGGGGUGUGCCAAGGAGAGGCAGGGUAGUGAUGGAAACUUACUGUCAGGCACCUGAACGUUCAGCGGGGAUGGAGAAGGCAGGACACUACUUUCUCUCCUGAUACGCUGGAGAGUAAUGCUAACUGUUAAGUCCAAUAGGUUCCUUUUGGUUGGUUGGUUUUUUUUCAACUCCAGAAACAAGUAGUGGCAAGAACUGACUUUGCAUUUAAGAGUGAACUCCCAGACCUUUGAGCCAUUCAGUGUAAACACUGAUUUUUUUCUAUUUUUUUUUUUUUUAAACUUGACAGCCAAGCAAGUUUCAAGUGCACUAAUUACUACUACUGAAGCCUGACAAGGAUCCUGCAAGUCUAAAAGCCUGUUUCUAGUCUUACGUGAACAAUAAUAUUUGAGGAACGUGUGUUUGUGUAUUGAAAGCAUACUGACUUUAUAGUUUGCUAAUGUAUUUUUUUUAUGUAAACUCUUAACUACUAGAGCAGUUUUCACUGGAUAAGGAAACUGACUGCAAAGCUGUACAUUUUUAUUACCCUGACAAAAUUUAUCAAGCUGCAUGAUGGUCUUUUAUGUACAUACUGAACCUGUAAAUAAAUUUCAGUUCAUUGGA